This is a messenger RNA of Triticum dicoccoides, 711 nucleotides long. RefSeq names its product MADS-box transcription factor 25-like. The record is from RefSeq and is a predicted model, not a curated record. The transcript is spliced from 7 exons. Gene Ontology annotation, molecular function: DNA-binding transcription factor activity; protein dimerization activity; RNA polymerase II transcription regulatory region sequence-specific DNA binding. NCBI's taxonomy places the organism in Eukaryota, Viridiplantae, Streptophyta, Magnoliopsida, Poales, Poaceae. Bases 1 to 711 code for a protein of 236 amino acids. Gene Ontology annotation, biological process: positive regulation of transcription by RNA polymerase II. Gene Ontology annotation, cellular component: nucleus.
AUGGGGAGGGGGAAGAUUGCGAUUGAGAGGAUCGACAACACAACGAACCGUCAGGUGACCUUCUCCAAGCGGCGCGGAGGGCUGAUGAAGAAGGCCCGGGAGCUUGCCAUUCUUUGUGACGCCGAUCUCGCGCUCAUCAUCUUCUCCAGCACGGGUCGCCUCUAUGACUUCGCGAGCUCCAGUGGAAUGCAGGCAAUACUAGAGCGGUACCAGGAGGCAAAAGAGGAGCACUGCGGAGUGUUGAAUCCAACAUCUGAGGCAAAGCUAUGUAAGUAUAUAUGCAUAUUAUGGCAGAGGGAGGUUACAACCUUGAGGCAGCAAGUGCAGAACUUACACCACAAUAAUAGGCAAUUGUUGGGAGAGGAGCUAUCGGGGACCACUAUUCGAGAUCUGCAGUUUCUAGUGAACCAGGUUGAGAUGAGCUUGCAUUCCAUAAGAAAGAGGAAGCAAGUUAUGGCUGCGGAGAUCCAUGAACUCAACCAAAAGGGAUUUCUUGUUCAGAAGGAAAAUGUCGAACUUGACAAGAAGUUCAGUAUUGCUCAUGAGCAGAACAUAGAGCUGCGGAAGGAGCUUUCGGCGGCCAUGAGAUCGAGUGAGCAGCAAGCCAGCGGAAGCAACUCAAAAGCUGCUGCCGGAUUAUUGUUGUCUACUAGAGUACGUGAACCAAAUAUUGACCUUGAGUUGCGCCAGCAGGAGCAUGAGGAUGAAUAA